AAAACUUUUUAUUUUUUCUUAAAAAUAAAUGAAAUGACAAGAAAAAAACAAUGAGAGACAGAGAGCACAGAGAGAAAAAUCUCUCGUGGAAAUCUUCCUUUCUCCUGACCAAAAAACCCUAGCUACCUCCGUCUGUCUUUCUAUUCAAUUCAGCCCUAUUUGCUCAAAUUCAUCAUUAAAUAUUCAAAUCCAUACGAACCCCAUAAUUUUCCCAAAAUAUAAGGGUUAUUUCUCCAACAGUUUAUCUCUCAAAGCUUGAAACUUCGCUAAAAAAAGAUCGAGACUAAUAGGGUUUUGAAACUGAUAGAGAGAAGAAUCAUGUACAAAGAUCGAGGUGGGUUUGGUGGCGGGUCAUCAAGAUCGGAGAUUGUUGGAGGACCGCUUGAUCGAAAGCGUAUAAAUGAUGCGCUAGACAAGCAUCUAGAGAAGUCUUCUCCUUCAACUUCGAGAGGAUUGAAUAAUAGUAGUAAGGAUAAAGAAAGAUUGUCUGUUCCUUCUACUUCCACUGGUAAAUCAUCACAGCAUCAGCAGCAUCUUGAACAUCAUCGUGCUGAUUCCCGCUCUGCUUCGCUAUCCAAAAACAAAUGCUCUGAUGAGGAAUCUGAGACAGACAGUGAGGAGUCUGAUGUUAGUGGUUCUGAUGGAGAUGAUACAUCUUGGAUCUCAUGGUUUUGCAAUUUGCGUGGAAAUGAAUUUUUCUGUGAAGUUGAUGACGAGUACAUUCAGGAUGAUUUUAAUCUUUGUGGAUUGAGCAGUCAAGUUCCAUACUAUGAUUAUGCACUUGAUCUUAUAUUGGAUGUUGAAUCUUCUCAUGGUGAUAUGUUCACCGAAGAACAGAAUGAGUUGGUGGAAUCCGCAGCAGAGAUGCUCUACGGUCUUAUUCAUGUGCGUUACAUACUUACUAGCAAGGGGAUGUCUGCAAUGUUGGAGAAGUACAAAAACUAUGACUUUGGGAGAUGCCCACGAGUUUAUUGCUGUGGACAGCCCUGCCUUCCAGUUGGUCAAUCAGACAUUCCUCGUUCUAGUACUGUCAAAAUCUACUGUCCAAAAUGUGAAGACAUCUAUUACCCUCGAUCCAAGUAUCAAGGCAACAUUGAUGGAGCUUAUUUUGGAACCACAUUCCCUCACCUAUUUUUGAUGACAUAUGGACACCUAAAGCCACAGAAAGCAAUACAGAGCUACGUUCCAAGAGUUUUUGGCUUCAAACUCCACAAGCCUUGACACGGAGAUGCAAAAAUUUGUUUGAGGUCUCCCAUGGUUGACAGUUUUUACUUUGCCUCGUUUGUUUGUUUAACUGCAACAACUCUUAACAAGCAAGGUGAAGGUGCGCAGCAAACGAUUCUGGAAAGAUCACAAUUAGAUUCAAAUGGAAGUGUUUAAAAUGCGAUAUGGGCCAUUAGUUGACCCACCUAAGUUUUUAUCUGUGAAUUUAACAGAGCAUUUGUAAGCUUUUCUUUUCUUCCUUUUUCUCUCUCUAUGAACUUGAGAAUUAUUUCAAAGUGUUUUGCAUUGUAGUUCUCCCAGCAUCCAUCCCCUUUUUUUAUGAUCAUGGUGCCUUACUAUUACA
This is a messenger RNA of Populus trichocarpa (black cottonwood), 1567 nucleotides long. RefSeq names its product putative casein kinase II subunit beta-4. The transcript has 5 exons. Gene Ontology annotation, cellular component: protein kinase CK2 complex; cytoplasm. The record is from RefSeq and is a predicted model, not a curated record. The coding region runs from base 319 to 1221 and encodes 300 amino acids. NCBI's taxonomy places the organism in Eukaryota, Viridiplantae, Streptophyta, Magnoliopsida, Malpighiales, Salicaceae. Gene Ontology annotation, molecular function: protein kinase regulator activity.